Molecule: messenger RNA, 1790 nt
Organism: Entrophospora candida
Lineage: Eukaryota; Fungi; Glomeromycota; Glomeromycetes; Entrophosporales; Entrophosporaceae
Source: the annotation of a GenBank genome assembly
GAGUACAUGUAAUUCACAUAUUAUUAGCAGAAUUUGAUAUUGAUAAAGGUUCAUCCUUAACUCACCAAUAUCCAGUGGCCACUGGUACUGCUGAAAAUCUUUUAGCAGAACUUAUGUUACCAGAUGGUGCACAUUUAAGAACCGAAGAUUGGACCGUGUUUUUCUUGAAUCAAAAGACCCCUGAUCCUGAUAAAAUAAUAUCAUCAUCACUUGAUGAAAUUAAUGUUACAAAAGAUGAAGAUGAAGAUAAUAUGCCUUUGUUGUAUGCUUUGAAUCUUGUAAGAACAAAAGGAGCAGUUGUUAAAGCAAUGGCAAUAUGCACUAGACAUCAAUACUUGCACAUAUAUAAACCAGUGCUUUUAUUGGCACUUGACAAAUAUUUUCAAAAUCCAAGUGUUGAAUGUCUAGCUUUAUUAUAUGAUGCUGUCAACUCGAUGGAUGUCAACAAUAUGCCACACUUUUCACCACAUGAGAAAGUAAUUUUAAGAACUUCUGAGAAUAAAGAUAUUUUUGAAGAAAAAUUCUCUACUUUUGAAACUAAUAAACAUGAAAGCUCCGUGCCACUUACUGUCAAUCCAGAAGAAGUUGGAGACUUCUCAUUAAUAAAAUUAAUAACAACUUUUACACCAUCAUCACCAACCACAUUCACUCAUCCAUUCCAUCCACACUUAGACUCAAGUGGUAAUCAAACUCAUCCGAUAAUUUUACUUUUGAAUGCUCUAUUGACACAGAAAAGAAUCAUUUUUUUGGGUCAAGGUCAUCCAUCUGGCGAAGUGGCUAAUUAUGUAUUGUCUGCUUGUGCUAUGGGAAGUGGUAGUGGUGGCGUACUAAGGGGGUUCACUGAACGUGCAUUUCCCUAUACCAACUUGACAAAUGUUGAUGAUUUAUUAAAGGUACCCGGAUUUAUAGCAGGAGUGACUAAUAGAAUUUUUGAAGAUCAUAGUUCAUGGUGGGAUGUGCUUUGUAAUAUUGAUACUGGCAAGAUAACUGUUAGUAAGGAUAUUUCAACUCCAUCAUAUGGCACAAACCCAGAUGAAAGAUUAGAUGAAUCAACCAAAUCUCCUUCAUCUAGUAAAUCAGAAUCUUGGGGAAGAGAUAAAUGGGACACAACUGAUAAUGAAUUCAUGGCUGAAGUAAUGCAUGCAAUUCAACAUCAUUAUGGUGAAACAACAAUUAGAUGCAAAUUUCAAGAAUAUGUUCAACGUUUUGUACGCUUAACAGCUCUUUACGAGGUUGAGACUUUUGGAUCUACAAAAAUUGAUAUGAUGCCUGAAAAUACUGAUCAUGGUGGCAUCCUUGGUACUGGUCUUGCAUUUCAAGAUGAGAAUUCUAAAUUGAGAGAGGAUUUUCAAAAAUAUUUACGAACUAGAAGCAUUAAAGCAUUUGAUGUCUAUCAUCAAGUCUCCAAACUGAAAAAUCUAAAAAAUAUGCAAGAAGAAGAAGUAGAAACAUUAUAUAAAGCUCUGAUGACAAAUGUUGUAACUGAUGAACAAAUAAUUGAGUUUUUAUCAUAUUUACCACAAAAUCAAGGUGGAUUAUUUCCAAUCGGAUUUGGAUUAUUUUACCCUUUGAAAAGUGUAAGAAAUUAUACAAUUGAAUUAUUUAAUAGAAUAAAUACUCAUACUACCGGUAGUAAAUUUAUUCUAAGUUUAAACUAUUUUCAAAAAUUUGCUUAUGAGAGACAACUGGCCAACCUUCACGAAAAACAACAACAAAUUGAAAUGGCAAGUAGAAUGUCUCAACAAGAUUUUGAUGAUACUGAUAAUGGGGAAAUGGUGAUGGCUCAAUAA